UACAACUAGUAGUUUGAAGACGCUCGGUCACAAUGGCCGCUUUUAUAAUCGCGGCUAUCUGUGUCAUGGCUUAUUUUCUCUAUUAUAAGCUGUGUAACACUUAUUUAUACUGGGAGAAGAAAGGAAUAAAAGGACCCACACCGCAACUUCUAUAUGGCAACUUCAAGACGGUCAUAACCCUGAAAGACUCUGUAAAUUCAUACGCUGUCAGACUUUACAAAGAAUAUCCAAACGAGAAAUUUAUUGGACUCUACCAAGGCGUGAUACCAGUGCUGAUAGUCAGAGAUCCUGAUUUAAUCAAAAAGGUGCUCGUUAAAGAUUUCGCAUAUUUCGCAGACCGAGGUUUUAGCUUGACAAAUGAACCGCUAUCGAAAAAUCUGUUUUCCUUAGACGGCGAAGAAUGGAAAGUUCUGAGACAGAAGUUGACUCCUCUAUUCAGUACGAGCAAACUGAAGCAAAUGAUGCCCCUUCUCAACAACUGCGUCACACAAUACAUGCAGCAUCUCGACAAAGUCGUGGAUCAACAAGGACCGCAUGAAGUUCGGGAGCUGAACGUGAAAUACACUUUGAAGGCGAUAACUUCUGUCGCUUUCGGGAUUGACAUUGAUACUUUCACGGACAACAGAAAUGAAUUUAUCGUGAUGGCGGAAAAACUCUUCGCUCCGCGAGGUUUACUAAGACGGAUCGCCGUUUUUAUAGACGGCAUUAAGCCAGGCAUCUUUAAACAAUUAGGCAUCACUCUAUCACCAAAAGAAAUAAGGGAUUUUUUCAUAAAUCUUGUGCGACAAAUCAUUCAAGAAAGAGAAGGAAAACCGAAGGUCAGGAAAGAUUUUAUGGAUCUCAUGAUUGAACUGAAGGAGCAAGGGACGAUUACCAACGGUAAAACUGAGGGAGUGACAGAAAUGGAGAUCACCGUUGAAAUUAUAACUGCUCAAGCGUUGAUUUUUUAUGCUGCUGGCUUCGAAACUUCUUCUGGGACAAUGUCGUUUAUGUUGUAUGAAUUGUCUUUCAACCAGAGCGCUCAAGAUCGGUGCUAUGAUGAGAUAAAACAGAUUAUGGAGAAAUACAAAGGCGAAUUGACGUAUGAAGCGUUGAACGAGUUGGAAUACGUUUCAGCGGCAUUUGACGAGACUUUGCGAAAGCAUCCGACUGGAGGUUUGUUGUUGAGACAAUGUGUUAGUAAUUACAGGAUUCCUGAAAUGAAUUUCACGAUAGAAAAAGGCACGAAGCUCUUCAUCACACUACAAGCUAUACACAAUGAUCCACAAUAUUUCCCUGACCCGGAGAAGUAUGAUCCGACGCGAUUCUUGCCGGAGAAUAGAGUCAGUAAAGAGAAUAAUGUUUACAUGCCAUUUGGAGAAGGACCGAGGAAUUGUAUUGGUCUACGUCUCGCGAAGAUACAAUCUAUGCUGGGAAUCGCUCACUUCCUAUACAACUUUCGGGUGACACCAUCAGAGAGAACCCCCAAGGUGAUGAGAUACGACCCGCGAAUAAUUCUGCUGAAAAGUAUGGACGGAAUUUGGUUAAACAUCGAACGCAGAUCUUAAAACAUCAUGGUACCUACGUAUAUUAAGAUCAGAGGGUUAAAAAGACCAUAUUGAAGCAGUGAGGAUAAAAACUGCCUUUCUCCCAUCAGGUGUCGCGUCGCUACUGUUGAGUGUUCUUAAAUUUUGGCAGUUCCCCAUACUAUUUGGGUUUACAAACAUAAUAUGAUUAUAUUUUACACUAUAACCCUUUGCGCAGCGUAUGUUCGUGUCAGAGAAUCGGUACCAUUAUAUCCGAGUGAAUUUAGAUGUCGUAAUUUAAGGAUUAUCUAUCGUAUUCCUUCUACAGUAUUAAUUAGUACAGUAUAUUUUAUUAAAUUUUUAAUUAGCGCAUCAAAUAUUCGAAUUUAUUUUUCUCUCUAUCGGUGCUGCAUUAAAAAAAGAAGGCGCGUUAGGUCGGUCAGUCUCGCUCGCACGCGCACGGUAAGUACGGUAUUUUCGUAUCGAGUUUC
Molecule: messenger RNA, 1996 nt
Organism: Pectinophora gossypiella (pink bollworm)
Lineage: Eukaryota; Metazoa; Arthropoda; Insecta; Lepidoptera; Gelechiidae
Product: cytochrome P450 6B5-like
Exons: 2
Coding region: 33-1547 (504 amino acids)
Molecular function (GO): oxidoreductase activity, acting on paired donors, with incorporation or reduction of molecular oxygen; monooxygenase activity; iron ion binding
Source: RefSeq, a predicted model, not a curated record